AUGGGUAGAAGGAAGGAUUUAACAAGUGAGGAAAGGCAAGCCAUGGCCUUCUUUCUUCUUCAAAAUUCAACAGAUGGGAAGCUCCACCAUGGGACUAUCACUGCUGCCAUGGCGAAAUGGGGGUGUUGUCGGAGCUCCGUCUCGCGUUUAUGGCAGGCUGCAAAAAAGGAGCAAGCACAAGGUCAAUUAGUAUCCGUUCAAAGCAAAAAAAUCAACAAAUGUAGAAGAAAAAGAGUGCAAAUAGAUUUAGAACUCAUAUCUAGUCUAGAGUUGCAUAAAAGGGGAACCAUUCGAAGACUAGCAACAGGUAUUAAUUGCUCGAAGAGUACAGUGGGCAUAUGGAUCUCAAAGGGGCUGAUCAGAGCUCAUUCAAGUGCUAUCCGACCCGAUUUGACGGCUCCCAACAAGUUAUUGAGGCUACGGUUCUCUCUUGAACAAAUUGAAUAUGAUAGGAUAUGCAAUGUCCUAAAGUUCAAGAAUAUGCACAAUGUAGUGCACAUUGAUGAGAAGUGGUUCUACAUCACCAAAGCAAACCACAAAUUUUACUUAACUCCAGAGGAAACUGAUCCACAUCGCACUUGCAAGAAGAUGGUACCAGCCAAGAGAACAAGCAAGAACAGGCUGGCUGGAACAAUGGAGGAGAAGCAAAUCCAAUCCAUCACUAAAGAAGUGAUGAAGGCCUGCUAUAUCUCCAAGUUAAUUCCUGCAAUUUGGGACAAAUGGCCUCAAUUUGCAAGCAAAACUAUAUAUAUACAGCAAGAUAAUGCAAGGCCACAUAUUAAGGACAAUGAUCCAGAUUGGAGAGCUGCUGCAACAGCCAAUGGAUUUGAUAUCAAGAUUAUACAUCAACCUCCAAAUAGCCUAGACACCAACAUCAAUGACUUGGGUUGGUUUAGGGCCAUUCAGAGCUUGCAAGUACAAUCAGUGGCCACAACUGAGCAUGAGCUAGUACAAGCAGUUGAAAAAUCAUUCGAGGAGCUAAGUCCUCAUACUUUAAAUGCAGUUUUCUUGAGCCUACAAGGAUGUCUAAUUGAAAUCAUGAAAGUAAGAGGGCAAAACUGUUAUAAGCUUCCACACAUGAAGAAAGGAGUGCUUUCAAGGCAAGGUGCACUUCCAAUGUCAUUAGAGGUGCCAAAAGAACUUGUGGAAGAGUGCAUUGGAUAUUUGAUUGAAAAAGGAGUUGUUGAAGGCAUAGACCAACUGAAGGAGCAAUUGGGAUUACAUGAUGAUGCAUAUGGAGCAAUGGAGGCAGCCUUCAAUCAAUUGAGCAUGAUUGAGACUGCCUCCACUUAG
Salvia miltiorrhiza (redroot sage) is the source of this 1293-nucleotide messenger RNA. RefSeq lists its product as uncharacterized. Gene Ontology annotation, molecular function: nucleic acid binding. The record is from RefSeq and is a predicted model, not a curated record. Lineage: Eukaryota; Viridiplantae; Streptophyta; Magnoliopsida; Lamiales; Lamiaceae. The coding region runs from base 1 to 1293 and encodes 430 amino acids. The transcript is spliced from 3 exons.